This is a messenger RNA of Dimorphilus gyrociliatus, 2224 nucleotides long. The record is from the annotation of a GenBank genome assembly. NCBI's taxonomy places the organism in Eukaryota, Metazoa, Annelida, Polychaeta, Dinophilidae.
AAUUACUUCCUUUUUGUAUUCUUUCGAACAUUUUCAGUUCGAAUACCUUUCAUUCCUAUGUAUUUCUUUAAUAAUUGUUGAAAAUAAAAGGCUAUAAAAUAUAUACGUUUCGUUUAUCAAAGGUAACGUAAUUGCAUUGAAUAAAUGUCAAUUACUCACUUUCUGAAGAAAAGGUCGAUUCUUUCAACUACUAUGCAGAUAAAUAGGGCGUUUAUUAUUUGGAUAAAAGAGAAAAGGAGAAUUGUUAAAAAAUUACCUCUAUUUUGUGUAUCUACAUCUUCAUUGUAGUUAAAAUACCAGUAAAAAUAGGAUAUAAAGAGACUGUAUGUACUAUUUAUCUAUAUUAGUUGAACGUAGAAGGUAAUAAACUACGUACCUCUCCUAUUUCAAAGCUUCCUAAUUUCUUUAUUCCCACACGGUAAUGGAUGUAAGAUAAACGAAGCUCUGGUAAUGGGGUUUCGGACAUAAUUAACGGUCUGUCUAUUACCAUUACGCUGAGUGUAAGAGGAUUAUGAGAGAGAGGAAUGAAACUAGUAUUCGACAUUGCCCGAAUCCGUGCAAUGAGAAAAUUGCUUGUUUACCAAUAGAGUCUAAGGAGAAAGAUAAAGGAAAGAAUUUUCUCGAUCCUCUAAAGGUAAAUGCAAGCCAAGAAGUAAAAAAAUAUGGUUUUGAAUUAUGCUAUAGCGUAUAUAAUAAAUCGAAUAGCGUGAUUAAAAAUUACUAUGAACAUGACCGUGAAUGGCCCUUUUUCAAGUAUGUUUUCAUUCUCUCUUUAUCCUCACCUCUUUCUUUUUUUUCCCUUAUGAUCUUUUAAAAUUGAACAGAAAAUCUUAUAGCUAUUUUUUUUAGAGAUUAUCAUUCAAAAUUCUUUAUUAUUGAUAAUAAAACUGAGGUUACGUUGUUUGACAAACAAGUGUUUUGUAUGUGCAAAUUUGGCUACAAAGAAAUAAGCCAAUACAAACGGACUGUUUGCUUUCCAGAUGAAAAAAUACAAGCGACGAAAGGUUGCAAGCGUCCUGACAAAGGAGAUGGCAUUGAUGAUGGAUGUGGAUUAGGUGGCAAGUGCCAAAUGGUGAACGAUAAACCUGAGUGCGUUUGUCAUGCUUCAUACACCGGCAAGUUUUGCGAAACGAAAAUUGAUAUUUGCUCCGAAAUUGAAAAACCUAGUCAUCAGUUUCAUAAUCUUAAAUGCCAAUAUGGUCAAUGUCAACAUUUCGUUCAGUCCAGAUUCGGGUUUCGUUGUAUAUGUAAUGGUAAAGACGGUAUGAUUACCAGAAGGACUGCUGGUAACGCUUGGAAUUUGAAUCCAUCUUGUGAGGAUGUUAAUGAAUGCCAACCGGAAGAAACUUGCGAAAAGAAUGGAUUAAAUUGCUCAGGUACGAGUUCAACAGACGGAAGGGAUUCUCCGACUUGUAGCUAUCAAGGUGUAUGCAUCAAUACGAUAUCUUCUUUUAAUUGCUCUUGUAAUCCGGAUUACAGUGGUAGGACAUGUAAUAGAUAUACCGGAGUAAUUCCCCAAUGGUCUAGUUGGGAAUCUACCGACGAAUGUUGGAUUCCUGCCGAUAAAGAUUGUUUUAAUCCGGGAGAUCGAUUUAGUGAAAAGCAAAUUAGAAGGUUAAUUUGUCGGAAAAAAAGUGAAAUGGGAUCCCAUCCUUGCACUCGAAAAGAACUUGAAGAAGGGCCAGAAACGAAAGGCAAUUACAUUGACCUUGUACAAUAUAAACAAAAUAAGAAUAUAGAUUGUUCGGCUUUUAAUCAAUUACCACGCUGUUCGAAUGUCGUUAAUUCAGGAAGAUACGAUCCUGAGCUCAUUAGGAAGCAUAUUCGAAACGUUUUAAACGGUAUGAAUAGUGAAGUUGAUCUGAAAAAUUUGACCGAUCUUCCUGAAGAUGUAUACGAUCCUUUCAUAGAAGGCCCAAUUAGGCAUUAACAUCAAAGGAGUUUUGAAUUAGAAGCAAAUGGGUUAAUUCUCUUCAAAAGCUACCGCCAUUUUCUCUUCAUCAUCACUUAAAUAACCCGCCUUUUUUUUAUCUACACCAUCGAAUUUCAGAAAGAAAAGAGGGAAUAAUUGAUAAACUUCCCAUAUGAAAGCAUUAUUUAUAAUAAAAUGUUUGUCUUAUUUGUCAGAAACGAUUAUAUUAAUCGUUUGGGACUAGUUUUUUAUAUACAUAUAUAUAUAAAAAGAAGUCGGAUUAAAUAAUAAAAAGUUACAAAACAUUAUAUA